AAGCAAAUAAUCCAAAUGUGAAAAUGUAAGUUUGCUAAUAUUUCAGCACCUGAUAUUAAUCUGUCGAUUAUGAUCUAUAAUCAUGAAGCACUACUUUCCUCGAGUGACUAAUCCCCAACGGCUUUAUAAAGCACUUCUGCAUCCUGUCCUGCAUCAUACACACUGAAACCCUGAAGAGAAAAAGGGCUCAUUAUAAUCCAAUCAGGACUAUUUGCUGGACCUAUAAUCCUCAUGAGAUCAACAGCAGGCAUUCUGGCAAUCUGUUUCGUCUUGAGUGCAAACCUGUGCGUACUCUCGGCUUUCCCGCUUCAUCAAUGCAAAAUGAAAGAGAUGCUGAGGCACUUGGAACAUGAGAUCAAGAAAUUAAAUACAAGCUUAAAAGUGGACCACAUUCAUUACAACCCCGCGAACAUCCAUCAGCCCGUGAUCAACACGUCGAUGCCGAUCGCCAAGCAGAACAAGUCAGCGACGUGCGGACUCGUCUACAUGGAAAAAGCGCUGGAACUGAUCCGGGAUCACCAGAGAAAUCUGAUUAAAGACGAAGACAUGGAAAUUCUCUUUAAAGAAAUUAUUACGAGACUCCACAGAGACAUUAUUCCUUGUGCAAAUCAUAACCUGGCGAAAUGUGACAAUCCUCAUCAUCCAGUAUUUCCCGGUUCACACUUCAAAGCCAAGCAGUGGACCAGGAAUUUUUUGGAAGCAUCCGUGAAAUUCCUUCACCAGAUAAUCCAUUUGCUCGAAAGGCCAAAAAGACACGAAUGAAUAGGUGGUUUUUAAUGUUUAUUUAUAUUUGAAAAAACUAUUUAUUUUUGUGCAUUAUUUAUUAACAUUUACUGUUUUUUUAUUUAAAAAAUCUGCAAAAAAAAAUUAUGUAUUUUAUUACAAUUUUGCCAAAUAUAUUAUUUAUUCAUUAACUUUGUGUGUUGGUAUUUUCUUAUAUUUAUUGGUGCAUUUUUUUUUAAAUAUAAUUUUUUUUUGUAUUAGUAAUUUAAACUGAGAUUCAGCUGUAUGGGUUGUUUUUUUUUUUUUUGCAAAAUUUGCUGAGUCAUAUAUUUGUGUGCAUUUACAAUGUAAUAAAAACAAAUAUUUAAUUUUCUCAGGUUUCUUAUUUUGUCUAAUGCUGUAGGUCAUGGUAUAAAUCCUAAAUAUAUACAAUAUAAUUAAAUGAUGCAAGGAAAAAAAAACCGUUUGAACCGAACGUGGGUUAAACCGUAAGCGGCGGUCAUUAGAGAAGCAGGUGCACAACGUGGGCUAUAAAACUGCUUUGGGAAUCCUAAAAGACGCCGGUAAUUAAUCAACAUGUCGUGUGGAAAAUGAAAUGAUUUGGCUCUUGUUAAUUUCCUAAUUUGAUUGCAGUAUUUGUUGUACAAAUCAUCCUGAUGAUUAAUUGUUUUUAUGUCGAGAGAGGAAAAGGGGGAGAGAGAGAAAGAGUGAAAGAGAGGGCAAGAACACUCGUGAAAUUUCAGCUUCAUCUCUCAGGUGUAUUCAAAACUUCAUGAGGAAAAAACUUGCUGCUGAUUCGUUUUCUAUUACAGCAACUCAGCAAAAUCCAUGUCGGAUUGUUGAGACGUUUUUGGAAGGAGUCUCCGAUUUCAGAGAUUUCAAGUAGUUUUUCCCACCAUGAGAAAGUCUUCAGGAUGGAAGCUUCAGUGAGUGUGAAACUAGAUUUUACAGCAAGUCUUAAAAGAAAAAACUGAAGUAGUCCGUUUCCUGUAUUUGCACGGAUGUGCAUUACCGAUGCUCAGUUUUCUUUUUGCUUUAAAAAUUAAUAAAAAAAACCACUGGAAAGCAUCUGGAAAUUGAUUUAAAAUUGAUCUGAAUUCUAAUAAUUGCCUGUUAAUGUAUUAAUAAGAUUGGUGUGUGAUUUCUGAACAUCUCAUUCAACAUUUACUCUCCAUGUGCUUCCCUUCACUCUUCUGGGAAGAUGUUUUUAUUGAAGAUAUCUGUGAGGUUCGUUCAACCACAAGGGGUGUUAGUGAAGUCAGGUAGUGAUGUGGGUUCAUCUCGGAUCUCAGAGGUGUUCUCCGUGCAUCUAACUCUGUGGUAACCGCUUGAGAAAACCAGAUAUGGCUGGAGAAGUCGGGUGUCCCAAUACUUUUGGUCCAAAGCGUUAACAGGAAAGGAAAGUUAGUAGAAAACCGACAUCCUGUGAUGAAAUCGGAUACGGGGGUGUU
Molecule: messenger RNA, 2174 nt
Organism: Silurus meridionalis
Lineage: Eukaryota; Metazoa; Chordata; Actinopteri; Siluriformes; Siluridae
Gene: osm
Product: oncostatin M
Exons: 3
Coding region: 232-762 (176 amino acids)
Source: RefSeq, a predicted model, not a curated record